AUGGGUGUUCUGUCAUCUCUUGUCACUCUUUUGGCGACUACCACCAGCAGUCUUGACCAACCCGUAACAAAUGGCCUGUCCCUUCUGGGUACCCUGGGAGCCCACUCGCUGCCCAAAUUUCUGUCAGACGUGCGACUAGUUGACGGCUCUCCAUGGGGAGACCAUAAUUGCACAAAUACCAACCCAUACAAAGCCGCCCCUGAUACUGGUGUGGUCCGAAAAUACGACUUCACUAUCUCACGCGGGAUCCUUUCACCUGACGGCUAUGAGAGGAGUCUACUGCUGGUUAACGGGCAGUAUCCCGCCCCGACCAUUGAAGCUAACUGGGGAGACACUAUCGAGGUGACCGUGACCAAUAACAUCACUGGUGUUGCCGAGGGCACCUCCGUCCAUUGGCAUGGCUUUCUGCAGCAUCAAAGUCAAUGGAUGGAUGGCACACCCGGAUUCACGCAGUGCCCAAUAGCGCCGCAGAAGACGUUCACCUACCAGUUUCGAGCAGAACUGUUCGGUACUUCAUGGUACCACGCCCAUUAUUCUGCGCAGUACACCGACGGCGUCGUCGGCGCAGUUGUUGUAUAUGGGCCUACUCCAAAAGACUACGACAUUGACAUUGGCCCAAUCCUUCUCUCGGACUGGUAUCAUGUCGACUACUACACGACAGUCAGGAGCCUUACCGCCGCCCGACCCGGACUUCCCCCACCCCAGCCGACGAGCGACAAUAACCUGAUCAAUGGCAAGAUGAACUUUGACUGCUCUGUGGCUACCAACACGUCCGUCAAAUGCUCUAGCAACGCUGGUCUCUCCAAAUUCAAAUUCCAGUCCGGCAAAACACACCGGCUGCGCCUGAUCAACACUGGGGCAGAUGCCAGCCAACAAUUCUCAAUCGACAAUCACACCAUGACAGUGAUCGCGAACGACUUUGUGCCUGUACAGCCGUAUAAUACCACUGUCGUAACUCUAGGUAUCGGCCAACGAACCGAUGUCAUUGUCGAAGCUGACGGGGAUUCCCACGAGGCAUACUGGAUUCGCAGCAACGCCACCUGUGCCAAAGCAAACCAGCCAUACGCGCUGGCCGUCCUCUACUACGAGAAUGCAGAUGUUGAUGGCCUGCCAAAGUCGUCGCCCUGGAAUUCGCCUAGUAUAGGUUGUGCCAAUGACCCAUUGGAGACGACUGUUCCGAUGUAUGCGAUUAAUCCUGGCGAGCCCGCAGAAACCACGACCCUCAACAUGACGGUCGGCCAGAACGCGACCGGCCAUUGGUUGUGGUACAUGAACAAUUCGUCCUUCCGGACAGACUACAAUCAGCCGGUCCUUCUGCUGGCGGAAGGCGGAAACACGUCUUAUCCAGACUCGCCGGAAUGGAAUGUGGUCAACACCGGUUCCGCGUCUUCCUACCGGUUCAUCGUCAAUAACGACACACCAACGUCUCAUCCGAUGCACUUCCACGGACACAACAUGUACAUUCUGGCGGUUGGCACAGGAGUUUGGGAUGGAACAAUAGUUCGACCGGACAAUCCGCAACGACGGGAUGUUCAAAAUGUACCCGCCAACGGAUACCUGGUCUGGCAAGCGGAUGCGGACAAUCCAGGCACUUGGCCUUUCCAUUGUCACAUCGCCUGGCAUGCCUCAACAGGACUGAGUGUGGAUAUUCUCGAGAACCCGGGCCAGAUUGAGCACUUGGCUAUCCCAGAGGCGUCGUAUCAGUUGUGUCAGGAAUGGCAGACUUUCUCUGCUACAGGCCAGGUUGAUCAGAUUGACUCGGGGCUUAGACUAUGA
Molecule: messenger RNA, 1776 nt
Organism: Capronia epimyces CBS 606.96
Lineage: Eukaryota; Fungi; Ascomycota; Eurotiomycetes; Chaetothyriales; Herpotrichiellaceae
Exons: 3
Coding region: 1-1776 (591 amino acids)
Molecular function (GO): copper ion binding; oxidoreductase activity
Source: RefSeq, a predicted model, not a curated record